AUGGGCGAUGCCUACAGGGGACCGCGCGUCUACAGGGACCGCGACGACAGCGACGAUGAGGCCGACCGUUACAGGAGCACCACCGUCACCCGCUACAAGGUCACGCCCGGUGGCCGAGCCGACAGGUACGAGCUCGACGAUGACCGUCGUUCCCGCUUCUCCGCCCGCACCUCGGGUGAUUUAGACUCGCCGGCCAUGCGUUCGCGGUCGGCCUUUGAGCCCUACGCCGGCGACGGACAGCGCAUCACCGUCUACGAGGGCGAUUCCGACUGGGACCGGCGGACCAACUACGGCUUCAAGCCGGCCAAGAAGGCGGACAGGAAGGUGGAGAAAAAGGUGCAGAAGAGGGUCGAGGAGCGCUUCGACGACGACCACGGCCACGAGGUCGAACGCUACCGCAAGGAGACCGAAUACUACGUCCAGCCCGACCCGCCCCCGGCGCCCGUCAUCAUUCGCCAGCAGGCGCAGGAACCGCAGCGCAUCAUCGUCCAGGAGGCUCCCCCGCCGGCGCCCAUCGUCCUGCCGAGGCAGCAGCCCGGCCUCGUCGUCGUCCGCGACAGGGAGCAGGACCGCACCGACAUCGUCCGGCGCGGGGACCCGUACGACGAGGAGUACUACUACCGCCACGAACGCAAGGACCUGGGCCCGUACAGGGGAGACCGCGACCACGUCGUGUCCCGCUACGAGCGCCGCCACCGCAGGGACGACUACAGCGACGACGACGACAGCUACUACGUCCGUCGACGCGUCGUCCGUCGCGACCGCAGCGAGAGUCCGUACGACCACCGGCUGCAGCUCGCCGAGGGCGCCCUCGCCGGCGCCGGCAUCACGGCCCUCAUGUCGAGCCGCCGCGACGAGUACGGCGAUUUGCCCGAGAACCGCGGACGCAAGGUCGUCGCCGGCGCCGCCCUCGGCGCCCUCGGCACCGAGGCCCUUCGCCGCGCUCACAGCGCCUACGAGGACCGCUACCGUGACGGUCGCGAGUCGCCCGAUCAUCAUUCGAGGUUGAAAAAGGGCCUCGGCCUCGCCGCCGUCGCCCUCGCCGCCGCCGGCGCCGCCAAGUUUUACGAGGCCAACAAGGUCGACCGGGAGGAGGCCGCCCGCGGACGGAGCCGCACCCGCGGUGGCUACCACUCCGGGGACGACCACGACCACGAUCACGACCACGAUCACGACCACUACUCUCGCUCGCGUUCCCGCCCCGGCCGUUCCCGUCCGAGCAGCCGCAGGCGCAGCCUCUCGACCAUCGCCAAGGCCGCCCUCGGCACGGCCGCGACGGCCGGCAUCAUCAAGCACUUCCACGACAAGUCCAAGUCGAGGUCGUCGUCUCGCCGCCGCAGCCGCUCCCGCAGCAAGUCCGUCCUCCGCCGCGCCGCCGAGGUCGGUGGCGUCGCCGUCGCCGCCGGCGUCGCCAAGAAGAUGUGGAAGGACCACAGGGACAAGAAGGAGGCCGAGCGCGACCGCAGCGUCAGCGACGACGGCCGCCACCACCACCACGGCCGUCGCUCGAGGAGCCGGGCUUUCAGCAGGGACCGGAGCGCGAGCCGGGGCGUCGAACGGAGCCCAAGUCGGAGCCGGAGCCGGAGCCGGAACAGGUCCAUGGCCAGAUCCCCUCCCUCACCUACCAGGGCUGAUCCUGAGCUAGGCCUCGUUGAGUACGGAAACGAACCUCUGCCGCCGCAGGAUCGGCCCUACGAGGUCGAGGCCGACGACGGCCGGUCGCCGCGUCGUCGCCCCCGCCGCCACCGCUCCGCUUCCUCGUCGCGUUCGGACGAGGGACGGAAGAGGAGCAGGAGCCGGUUGCGGGACAUUGCCGCCGCCGGAGCGGCCGCCUUUGGCAUCAAGGAGUUCAAGGACAGAAAAGACGAGGAAAAGCGGGCGAGACGUUCGAGGGAGAGGCGAUCGCGGGAGAGGGACGACGGGAGAAGCGCCGAACGAAGGAGCGACGACGAUCGAAGACGUACGAGGCCCCAGCCAGCCCCGAUGAUGAGUGCGCCGGAAGAGCUAACACGGACGGCAGACCACGACGAGCGGAGACGGGACGACGGAGCCUACUACGACCAUCGCCACGGCCACCGCGCGAAUUCGCCCCCGACCGCCUCCGGAGGCGCCUACUAUCCACCCUACCCCUCGACCCCCGCCGGACCCGGCCAUGGGCCGUACUCGGAUCCCGCCGGGAUCCCGCCGCGAGAGUACCAGCCGUACGUGCCGCAAGACUACACCGGAUACGUUCCGCCGCCGCCGCCGCCGCCAGGUCCCCCUACGGCAUCCGAGUCGGGAUUCGGUGGUGGGUAUCCUGUCACGGGACCGCCGGGACCGCCGCUUCCGGGACCGCCGCCGCUCGGGGGACCGCUACCCCACGGCAACCUUCCGCCAACCCAUGUGAGUGAACAUUUCCGAAAUCAAAGCCACCGAGAUGCCGCGGAGGGUGUGAGCCACGGCCACGCGCAUCAUGAUGUCCCCUGGCAAGGCGACCCCUCGGUUUCCAAGUCUGUCUCCUUCAUUCCUCUCUCCCCCAAGAGUUCCCGGACCAUGGAUCGGCAUCGACGCGAGCAAGCGGCUGCCGCCGAGGAUGGAGGCCAUGUCGUCGACGUCGAUGCCCGCGCUCGACCCAGCUUCCACCAUCGACGGUCCUCCGACCCUUCCUCCGACCGCCCCGUUGUCCACGCCGGCGACGCCAGCGCCGAAGACGAGGUCGAGGUCCUGCCAGACCGUUUCGACGCCCAGGGCCGGCUGCUGCACGACCGCUCUGCCAUGGUUGGCGGGUGGUCAACCAGGAGAGGCACUUUUCAACGGUCGCCACGCAACCCUGGCGAUUGGAACCUUCGAGGGGCGUGGCAGCGCUCGAGGGCCGCCGGAGCUGGAUGGGUGUCGUCGGAGACCUUUUCCACGCCAAUGGGCCUGGAGCGCAGCCUGAUUGCCGCCGCAGCAGUCACGGAAGCGAAUGCGGCCGAUGGGACCCUCGAGGGACGCGCCGACAUUGGAGGGCAGGACGCGACGAGUGUCGAUGACGAACAUGACGACAAAGACGACGACAAAGACGACCACGACCAUGACAAAGACGACGACAAAGACGACCACGACCACGACGACCACGACGACGAUGAGUGGAUGAUUGGUGGACAUGACGCGAAUGAUUUACGAUCCAACGACAGCUACCUUGGCUUGUCUUUUCCAUUAACCUUGCUGCUGCGUCGUUUUCUAUAG
Messenger RNA from Drechmeria coniospora, 3207 nucleotides. RefSeq lists its product as uncharacterized. Bases 1 to 3207 code for a protein of 1068 amino acids. The record is from RefSeq and is a predicted model, not a curated record. NCBI's taxonomy places the organism in Eukaryota, Fungi, Ascomycota, Sordariomycetes, Hypocreales, Ophiocordycipitaceae. The transcript has 3 exons.